AUUGCGUAACGUGUCUGAUGUCAGCUACAGUUUAAGUAAUUUAUAACUCCUCGGGUGUGUUCAAACCUGUAAUACUGACGGACGUUCACUCAUGUAGAGGCGGUGAUGCUACACACCGUUACGGACAUAUAGCUGUACUGUGUGCAUGUCGGAUGCGCCAUGUUUAGGAACGGCAUUAGAGUGGCGACAGCACUGGGGGUUACAAAUGUCUGCCUGCUUUCUGCUGCGGUCGCCAUCUUGGUAUUCUACACACGGACUGGGAGGAACAUCUCGACACGAACACCCUCUGACGUCAUUGAUGCACAGCUUCAUGCCCUGUUUGUGGAGACAGAUUCAGGCAGCAUCUAUCCGCGGGGGCUGGCGGCAUCUCCAGACGUGGAGGGCAGUUUAGGGGAGGCAGCUGCACAUCUGGUCAUUGAUCCCCGCACAAACUACACAGUACCUGGACCGACAGAUACAGAUCCUGUUUUGAACUGGAGAGACGACAUCAACAACACCUUCGUCGGCAACAACGUCGGACACGACGAUGGAAGCCUCACGGUGACGCACGGUGGCUACUACUUCAUCUACAGCCAGAUCCUGUACCGAGGUGAAGGGGUCAGGGAGCUGGCGUGUGGGCGGGUCCUGCAUACCGUGUUGAAACAGAGGAUGGCCGAGCUGGGUGAAGCUCCCACCCCACUGCUGAGGAACCUCCUGUCUACCCCUUCCAUCAGGAGGGGCCAUCUCACCUACUUGAGCAGUACCCUGGGGGCAACGUUCUAUCUUGACCCACACACCAGACUCACCGUGCAGUCAAGUGUCCCUGGAAACAUAGACACAUGGGGUUCUCCACUUUCUAACGUCUUUGGUCUGUUUCUCGUGUAGUUACAUCUACCACUACGCAUAUUGUACGAGUUAUUCGUUACCAAUUAUAAUAUAUGUGACCCACCAUGAGAUGAGGAAGGAACCGUAUGGUCUAAAAUAAGAAGGUUUUUUGUACAGUCCGCACACGUGGCGAAAUUUACGGAAGUAAGUUGACGUCAAACGUCUUGUUUUUCUUUUUGACUUCACAGUAGCACCCACAAGGACCCUUUUCUCUUGGCGGGUCACAUAUGUUUCCAAGGUUACCGACGAGUUAACAGCCCAUGUGAGGGACACAGACGUCUUACAACUAAUUGGGAUUUCACAAAACUGUAUCAGCAGUGUGAGGUAAACAAACAUGUGUAAUGAUUCUGGUUAUGUGGCGGUAUGUAUUGUAAAUUUGCUUCUGAUGAAUGUGAGUGGCAGCAACUCAAACACCUACAGAAUGCCGUCAGCUGUUGUGACGGCUUUUAUUAGUUGUAUGUCCACGGCAGCUAGUGAUAUAGAGUGACUUCCCUUAGUUGUGCAUUGACACCUUCGUUACCCUCCCAGUAUUUCUAAAGAGAUCUGCAGUGAGACGCUUGACGAUAAAAGAAAUUAAUAAUAAAAAAAGGUUGACGACCUUGUGCGAAAUACGCAUUAUGUCGGAAAGCGCACGUUAAAUCUCCAACAGUAAGGUAGCAGUUUCUAGCUAGAAGACUGCCUGUGCCUAUUUUUGAGAGAGAAGAGAGCGAUUCGCUGCCUCCAUUUACUACCUGACUAAUCUACUUGCACAGUGCGGACGGGUACGGGGUACCUGUCGGACACCAUCAACUGUUCUGCCUGUUUCCAUUCCCGUGCUCGUGGGUUUCACCGAAGUGGUAAACUUCUGAGACCUGCAUCACUUCGGGCUUUCCUUCCACAUUAAGCUGACACGCCGCGAUAUAACUGGAAUACUGACAAGCGGCGUUAAACCCAACUCCAGUCCAUCACUGUUUCCUGAUUUGAAGAACGGAGCACGCGCCACAUGGCCACUUUAGCGUUUGUGUAAUAUGGCCCUUUAUUGAUGCCAACGUAUUUGAGCCAUUGUGUUGCCUUUUAUGAGUGUAGACCUAAUCAUCUAUGUUUCCAAAUAAUUUGUUUGCUGUU
This is a messenger RNA of Haliotis rufescens (red abalone), 1968 nucleotides long. RefSeq names its product tumor necrosis factor ligand superfamily member 15-like. Gene Ontology annotation, biological process: immune response. Gene Ontology annotation, molecular function: tumor necrosis factor receptor binding. Gene Ontology annotation, cellular component: membrane. The record is from RefSeq and is a predicted model, not a curated record. The transcript has 6 exons. NCBI's taxonomy places the organism in Eukaryota, Metazoa, Mollusca, Gastropoda, Lepetellida, Haliotidae. The coding region runs from base 160 to 864 and encodes 234 amino acids.